UCUGCACAUCCUCGGUGGGAAUGAAUAACGAUCAGCAGCGCCUCUCUCUCUCGCUCACCUACUUCAACAUUCAACUGCUUCGAAGGAGGAGCCGGGAAGAGGAGAGGAGAGAAGUCUGAGAGAGAGCGUGUGUGCGUGGCAUGAUGUCUCAAACACUGGUCGGAGGCUUUUCCUCUUCGACCCUCUGGCCUCCUUCCUCCAGCAAUUCCAGCUGCGGCAGGACCCAGUUUCGCCGGCAGCUUCUCCUUCUCCGACGCUCUGCCCAAGCUCGUGCCAUUCAUUCCCCACGAACAGCUAAAAUUGUUGCCUCCAGUGUGAAAGUUCAUUGCUCUGGUGAAGAUGACAACACUUUAACGGUUGUGAGUGGGGGCGGCGUCUCCGUCAUUCUUUUGGCUGGAGGGAAGGGCAAGAGGAUGGGUGCGAGCAUGCCAAAGCAGUAUCUUCCACUUCUUGGCCAGCCAAUUGCUUUGUACAGCUUUUAUACUUUUUCACAAAUGAGAGAGGUGAAGGAAAUUAUUGUAGUUUGUGAUCCAUCAUACAGAGACAUAUUUGAAGACACCAAAGAGAAGGUUCAAGUGGAUCUUAAAUUUACGCUGCCUGGGAAGGAGAGACAGGAUUCGGUGUACAGUGGCCUUCAGGCAGUUGCUAGUGGGUCUGAGCUUGUCUGCAUUCAUGAUUCUGCAAGACCUCUUGUAUCACGUGGAGACAUAGAAAAGGUACUUAAAGAUGGCAGGGAAAAUGGAGCUGCUGUUCUUGGGGUUCCUGUUAAAGCUACCAUCAAAGAGGCAAAUAGUGAAUCAUUUGUUGUGAGAACUCUGGAUCGGAAAACACUUUGGGAGAUGCAAACACCUCAGGUGAUCAAGCCUUCGCUGCUUAAGAGAGGCUUUGAGCUAGUCAAUAGAGAAGGCCUUGAAGUGACGGAUGAUGUAUCUAUCGUGGAGCACCUCAGGCAUCCUGUAUAUGUCACUGAAGGAUCUUACACCAACAUCAAGGUCACGACUCCUGAUGAUCUGUUACUAGCGGAGAGAAUAUUGAACAUGGACGUCGGAGGGCCAUCACCAUAAAAACUUCCCAGAUUGAACUGUUUGGCGAUUUAUCCAAAAUCAAAAUUGAGCUGCUCAAUUUUAAAUGAUAUAAUUCUUGCAGCAAGAAGUUCCGAGCAACAGGACAGCAACUCAAAAGUAACUUUGUUAGGACACUUGAGCUUGAUACAACUUGAUGGGCUUGAAUGGUUUAAUGGGCUAAAUGAUGGUAAAAUAAACAUGAGAGGGAAAUGUUUCUCAUGGGAGUCCCUCCUCAAUUUAAGACAUCUUGGUUUCUUUGGAAAAAACGCAGAUGUCACCUCA
Messenger RNA from Syzygium oleosum, 1346 nucleotides. RefSeq names its product 2-C-methyl-D-erythritol 4-phosphate cytidylyltransferase, chloroplastic. Gene Ontology annotation, biological process: isoprenoid biosynthetic process. The coding region runs from base 141 to 1064 and encodes 307 amino acids. NCBI's taxonomy places the organism in Eukaryota, Viridiplantae, Streptophyta, Magnoliopsida, Myrtales, Myrtaceae. Gene Ontology annotation, molecular function: 2-C-methyl-D-erythritol 4-phosphate cytidylyltransferase activity. The transcript has 12 exons. The record is from RefSeq and is a predicted model, not a curated record.